Messenger RNA from Durotheca rogersii, 2165 nucleotides. RefSeq names its product putative motor protein. Bases 200 to 1774 code for a protein of 524 amino acids. The transcript has 6 exons. Gene Ontology annotation, molecular function: dynein heavy chain binding. Gene Ontology annotation, biological process: microtubule cytoskeleton organization; microtubule-based movement. Gene Ontology annotation, cellular component: centrosome; cytoplasmic dynein complex. The record is from RefSeq and is a predicted model, not a curated record. NCBI's taxonomy places the organism in Eukaryota, Fungi, Ascomycota, Sordariomycetes, Xylariales, Xylariaceae.
AAAAGAAGAAAGUCUCGGUGGCACAAUUCAUCUAGCAUCAUUCAUCUGGUCGACGUUCGCCAUUCCCAACGCGUUCGGGCCAGGGGGCCAGCCUUAACACGCGUUUUAAGGCUCUGACCAUCCAUCGCAGCUUGGUUACCUGGUGUCUUCCGAGCGCAUCCCGCCCUUUCCCAAUGCUCCCGAUCCACGAGAGUCAAACAUGAUAGUCAAUUCAAAUAGGUUCUCCACGUAUACGAGCACCUCGGUCGGUACCGGCUCGGAGGGAAAGAAGGAUGACCAAAAGAAGGACAUGUGGAGCUCUAUGCUCGACUCUGUCGCCAGCGGCAAGAGACUACCAGAAAAGAAUCUGCUAGUCCUCGGGGGCACCGUCGAGUCGCAGCGAGAUUUCCUUGAAGGCCUAUCGAGCAACGAUGGACGGAGGAAUCUGGACCACAACAACCACAAGAUUCCCCCGAUCGCUAAUAGCUUCGCUCUCGGAUACACGUACUACAACGUCCUAGACGCAGAUCAAGAGGACAUCCUAGCACGCAUAUCCCUGUACCUUCUCACCAGCCCGGCGCCUACCUUUACUUCCCUCAUAAGGCCGCUCCUGACUCCACAAUCCAUUCCGAAUACGCUAAUAGUAAUACUACUCGACUGGUCACAACCUUGGCUAUGGAUGCGUCAGUUGCGUGAAUGGCUGCUACUGUUGCGAACCGUCAUCAUGUCACUCGGCCCCGAAUGCAUAGAAACGAUGAAAGAGGUCAUGAUCGGCUGGAGAGAUCGCGGCCGAACGGGCGGGUCAGUGAACUUGGACGGUUCCGGUGUCGUCGCUGCAGAGGGAGAUGUUGCCCUUCCCUUGGGGCCGGGGGAGUGGGAAGACGCACUGGGCUUUCCACUCUGCGUCGUCUGCCAGAACUCCGAGAGGAUAGAUUACUUGGAAAAAAAUCAAGGGUGGAAGGAAGAGAAGUUCGACCUCGUUCUGCAAUAUCUAAGAACAGUUCUGUUGAGGCACGGAGCGUCUCUUAUUUACACAACACCGUCGAUGAUAUCGCCCCUACAAAGCCUCAUCCACGCUAGUCUCGGGAUUCACUCUUUACUAAAGCGCUCUCCCUUGAAGGCCAACGUCAUCGACCGCGACAAAAUUGUGGUGCCCCCCAACUGGGACUCUUGGGGUAAGAUCCGAGUACUGCGUGAUGGUUUUGACGUGGAGAGCGUCAGCGACGGCUGGUCAAUAGAUCUCGAUCAGUCUUUCCCGACGAUAAAAAGUGACGACCCGAACGCCACUGACCACCAGAUGCAAGGUGAAGCAAACAGAUCGGCCGAGCCUGAAGGAUCAUCAGUGGUACAGUAUGAGGGACAGGUUCAAGACACCAGCCUAGACGCAUUGCAGCUGGCACAAGGAAACAGUGAUACUAGCAAAUUAGAGGUUCCAUCAGUCGAUACCCAAGCGUUCCUCGUAAACCAACUAGAGCGGCUCGAGCAACAAAAGAAGGCGGACGAGAAAGCCGGCAAGGACACUACGUUUGCCCAGGGUGCAACCGAUGACAUGAUUAGCGACCACAUUGGGCCAGUACAGUUCAACAUGGGCGGUAUUCAGGUGGACGCUGACGACAUGGUUCAGCGGCUUAAGGACCGCCAGGCUUACGGUCAAUCUCCGGAGCUCCACGGUGUCGACGACGAGUCUCAACUCGAAGAAGCCGGCCCGCAAGUGGACACGGAUACACUAGCUAAAUUCUUCGGCAACUUGAUGAACCGAAAACCCACAAUUGGGGGUAACGUCAACAAGACAUGAAAGAGAUAACGAUGGUAUUCACAUAGUGAAGCAUCCAUCGAGGCCCCGUCCGUUUCGUCCUCGCGUAUCAGCAGACAGUUCGCCCAUUUCGAUUGAUGCCGACGGCGGCAGCAGUUUAAUCCCAAGCUUGAUUGCGGCGAGGGCCACAAUCACGACCAUCCGAUUAGCCGCAGAAAUCCUAAUGUCAUCUAUAAAAUUCUAGUGGAUGUCACGUCCAUCAUCUUUGGUCGAGGGGCAGAGGAUUCGGGUAGACGAUGGAAUCGCAGAAUCAGGAUUGCCAGGGGGGGGUUCCGCCAAGAGAGGUUUCCGAGGCUCGCGUUAGCGCCCAAAGUUCGGGUUCGCACUUGGAGCUAUCGACCGUCGUUGUCGUUGUCUUUUGAUAUUCGAGAAG